Molecule: messenger RNA, 2088 nt
Organism: Verticillium dahliae VdLs.17
Lineage: Eukaryota; Fungi; Ascomycota; Sordariomycetes; Glomerellales; Plectosphaerellaceae
Product: translocation protein sec63
Exons: 4
Coding region: 1-2088 (695 amino acids)
Biological process (GO): SRP-dependent cotranslational protein targeting to membrane; post-translational protein targeting to endoplasmic reticulum membrane
Cellular component (GO): Sec62/Sec63 complex
Molecular function (GO): RNA binding; transmembrane protein transporter activity
Source: RefSeq, a predicted model, not a curated record
AUGAGUUCCGAAUACUCAUACGAUGAGCAGGGGCAAUUCUUCCCCGUCUUCAUCCUCACCCUGACGGGCCUCGUCACCCUCCCUCUCACCUACACUCUCCUUUUCCCCGCCAAAGACAUCGAGGCCAAGGCGCCACGCAUUCAGUCCGACUUCAAGCCCGAGCAUGAGGACCUCAUACAAGCGCGUCGCGAUGCGCAGAAGCGGAAGCAGCGUAGGGUCAAGCGCGCCCUGUUCGUCAUCGUCGGCUGGGCUCUCAUGGCCGCCAUGGUCUACCUGAUCUUGCACACACAGAGGACAGUCCUCAAGUUGUGGAACCCGUACGACAUUCUCGGUCUCCCAGACUCUGCUACCGAGAAGAUGAUCAAGUCCAAAUACCGAAAGCUGUCCCGAACACUGCACCCUGACAAGGUCAAGCCUAACCCGGCCAAGAAUGAGACGAUUGAGUCUCUCAACGAUGCCUAUGUCGAGAUCUCCAAGGCCUACCAGGCCCUCACUGACGAAGAGGUCCGCAACAACUACAUCCAGUAUGGCCACCCCGACGGCAAGCAGAGCUUCAGCAUCGGCAUCGCCUUGCCCCCUUGGAUCAUCUCCGACGGCAACGGCAAGUACGUCGUCGUUCUCUACACCCUCCUCCUCGGUGUUCUCCUCCCCUACCUUGUCGGAUCGUGGUGGUACGGAACCCAGAGGAUGUCCAAGGAAGGUGUCCUCAUGGAGUCGGCCAACGACCUCUUCCGCGCCUACGAGGACAACAUCGACACCGGCGGCGUCAUCACCGCCCUGAGUGCCGGCAAGGAGUACGACGAGACAUUCAAGGGCGACAAGGCCGACUCUGGCCUCGCUUCUAUCGAGUCCAGGAUAGCAACCGGCGCCGGACUGACGACCAAGGACAAGCACGCCCUCGAGGACCUCGACAAUGGCGUGCGCCGCAAGGCCCUGUCUCUGCUCUGGGCCUACCUCGGGCGCGUCAAGCUCAACGACCAGACCCUCAACAGCGCCAAGUACGAGGUCGCACCCACCGCUGACGCCCUCAACCGUUCCUUCUCCGUCAUCGCCCAGGCCUUUGGCCACACAGCCCCUAUUAUCGCUUCCUUCUCUACGACCCAGCAUCUCAUCCAGGCCAUGCCUCCCAAGUCGUCGCCUCUUCUCCAGCUCCCUCACUUCACCUCCGAAAUCGCCCAGGCCGUUGAUGGCGACGCCAAGACCCACGUCAACGUCCAGCAGUUUAUGGAACUCCCCGACGCCCAGAGGAGGAGCCUCACUGUCGGCAAAAGUCUCCUGACCGACGCGCAGUACAAGACGGCUGUCAGUGUGGCCAAGCAGCUGCCCCAUCUCCAGGUCAACAAGGCCUUCUUCAAGGUCACUGGCGAGAAGUUCAUCAUUCCCUCCUCACUCGUUACUCUCGUCGUCAAGGGCCGCAUCAUCCCCCCGGGCAGCGAGAACGUCCCAGAGGUCAACGAGCUCGACCUCGAGGACGUUGAUCCCGCCGAAGACGAUCUCGAGGCCUACCUCGGCCGCGCCAAGGCUGUCGUCAAGGGUCCCGAAGGCAAGCCCGUCGCCGUCGACAAGAAGCCUGUUCUGCCUCCACUCGCCCACGCUCCCUACUUUGCCCGCGACCACGCCCCCAAGUGGUCCGUCUUCCUGUCCGACUCAAAGCAGGGCAAGAUGGCCGUCCCUCCCUUCCACUUCACCCAGUUCGACCAGCCCAUCUUCGACAGCGACGGCAAGCCCACGUUCAACAUGCAGACCCUCAAGGCCCAGUUCGCCGCGCCACCACAGGCUGGCCACUACACUUUCGUCAUGCACCUCGUGUGUGACAGCUACGUCGGAUUUGACACCCAGAUGGAGGUGACGCUGGUUGUGGAGGAGGCGAGCAAGGCUGCCGCCAUGGCGGCCGAGGAUGAGAUUAGCGAGCCUGAUGAGGAUUCGCUGGCCGGACAGAUGAACGCUCUCAAGGGGGGCGCACCGCCCACCGCCAAGCCGAGGAGGAAGCAGGUUGUCGAGGAGUCGGACGAUGAGAGCGGCACAGACGACGACCAGGACGACGACGACACGAGCGCGACCAACACGGACACGGAGGACGAGUCGUAG